GUGCUGGCGCGGGAGUCGGACACUACGACCACCCUGUGCCAGACCCUUCACCCGAGGUACGAGGUGCCGCCCCGCUCCCAGCCCGCAGGUCAGGGUCUCCGGUCCCGGUCCCGCUGCCGGGCGCGACCCCGACCUCUGGCGCGCUCUGCCCUGGCCUGGGCUUUUCUAGAGCUCCUGCCUUAACAGUCGUUUCCUAAGUGCUUCCUUGCGGGGCUGCUGCGGUUGUCAGGAGAAAAGAACAUUCACUGAUUCUUUCGGAUGAGGAAUUUUGUUGCUACUGACUUAUCAAGAUGAUUGCAACACCUUUGAAAUAUCCAAGAAUUCACCUAUCUUCAGAGAUGUCUUCUCAAACAAGAAAUAUGCCCAUGGAUGCGAUCUUUUUUGAUAACAUUCCUGCAGGCACACUUACUCCUGUGAAAGAUUUGGUGAAAUAUAAGAAGUCCUCUUUAAAACUGAAUGACCAUAAAAAGAAUCAGUUUCUAGAAAUGACAACUUCUAACAAUAAAAAUGUAUUUCAAUCUACCAUGCUAACAGAGCCUGCCACCUCUAAUAGUUAUCUUGAUAUCAGUGCUAUAAAGCCCAAUAGCAAUGGAUUAAAAAAUAAAGCAGCCUAUGAAUCACCAGGAAAAGUAUUUCAGAGAAUGAAAGAAAAAGUACUGCGUGACAAACAAGAACAAGCAUCAGGAAACAGUAGUAUGCUGGAACCACCGAACAGUGAAAAUAAUAAACUCUUUACUCCUAACAAAGAUGGGAAAAGACCAUUGCAGCAUAUCUACCUGUGUGAAGAAAAGGAGAAUAACGGUUCAUUUCAAUCAGCUUCUGUCCAAGAAGUUACUCUAGAAUCAUCACAUUUCCUUCCCUUCAAUCAAAAGACUCAACACCACCAAGAAAAGAAAACACAACUGCACAAUUCAACUUAUGAACUUCCAAUUCUGAACCAAGAACACAAAAAUGUUUCAGCAGUAGGAGUCUCAAACAAAGGAUUAGCUAGAGCUCAGUUGACUAAACAGAUUCUUCACUCAAAAGAAAACAUAGUUGAAAUCACUAAGUCCAAAAAGGACACGUUUGUUUUAGAAAGCAUUCAUUCUGCCAAUGAAAAAUUCCAAAAUUCUGAUGUUGAAACUUCUAGUACUAAUUGUAUUCCUAUUAAAAGCGGUAGUCAAGGAAUAGUUUCUGAUAGUGAUAUGACAACAGAAGGGAUUUCACAAGGGGCAAGUACAGAACAAAAUGAAAAAACAGUGUCCACAGAGACUAGUCUUCUCAAUUCCAUGGAAGAUACAUGUAAAAUUGUACUUGCAAGUCCAAGACUUCAUUUUACAAUACCUCGGAGGUCAAAAAGAAAUAUUUCAAAGCUUUCUCCUCCAACUUUAUUUCAAACCAUUACAAACGAAGUUAAAAAAAAUAAGGUAAUCCAGCUACAGGAAUGGGUGAUUAAGAUCAUCAAUAAUAACACUGCUGUAUGUGUAGAAGGAAAACUGACAGACAUGACACACUUAUAUUGGCACAGUAAUGUAAUUGUAGAGCGCAUUAAGCACAAUGAACUUAGGACUUUAUCAGGCAACAUUUAUAUAUUAAAAGGAUUGAUAGACCAAAUUUCCAUGAAAGAAGAAGGAUAUCCAUAUUAUCUCACAAGAAAAUUCAUGUUUGGAUUUCCAAAAAAUUGGAAAGAGUACAUUGCUAAUUUUCUAGAACAAUUAAGGGCUGAUGAAAGGAAAAUGAAAAAGGCCAGACAAAAACAGAAAACUGUAAGAUCUGUCCCUGGCCUACCAAAAUCAGUGAAAAAUGAUGCAGAAAACCUAACAGAUGACGUCCAAAAGACCAGCACCACCUAUGACCAUGACUGUGAUAACUUUGAACUGAAAAAUAAUAAGCAAAGAGGGUUGCCAGGAACUACAAAAGUAAACAUUGGCAAUAGUAAUUAUCAAAGUAAACCACCAAUAAUGCUCCCACAUGACCAAGUAAAUAAAGCUAUUGACAGUGUAGGAGGUGAUAACUUACAGGUAAGGAAUCAGGAAUUAAUUGUCAAAAGAGAGUAUAAACAAUUGUCUUCAAAGAAACUCAAAAAUUGUGAAGGAAUAAAUAAAAGAAUAACUAAAAGUCAAAAACAAGUUAGAGAGAGAAGUGAAGAAUCAGAUGUAUCUACUGAUAUUUUGACUUCACGGGAACAGUUUUUUUCAGCUGAAGAGAGAAAAUACAUGACUGUCAAUCAGAAAGAAGCUUGUAUUUUAGUAACACCACUUAAAACUAAGAAGGUGAUAGAGCAAAAAUGCAAGAAGUAUAAUCUGUUCUAUGACACCAGGAAAGCAACGACAGAGUUUUUAGUGCCAAAGCCUCAAAAAAAAAGUGAACCAGACUUAAAUGAAAGUUCCAUCAAUAAGUCCACAGAGACUUUAGGAAAUACAUCUGAGUACAGUGUGGAUCAUAAAAGUAAAAACAAGGAAUAUUGCAAUGAAUGUGAUUUACUCACUGUCAACCAGAAAAUAAAAACACCUAGCCCUAAAAAUGAACACAUGGGCAUUCGAGACUUUAAGAAAAAUAUCAGGUUGCCAUCAAAAUUGAAGAAAAUUGAAAAUGAAGUAGCUGUGUCAUUUUAUAAUUGUCAGUCCUCAUCAGAUUUGUCAAGUGAAGAGAGUGAAACUGAAAAGGAAAUUAGAAGGAAAGCUGGAGUUAAGAAAAACAGGGCAAGAAAUAGCAAAGAAACAGUUGCUCACCUGAGCAAAAGCAAAAAAAACACCGCAAGGCAUAUCAUAGUGACUUCAGAAUCUGAAACUGAGGAAAGUAACAUGGAGUAUCAUGUCAAACACAAGAAACCUAGGUCUUCUGCUAAAGAAACUCUUCUGAAAUGUGGUGUUAGAAAUGAGUUUUCAGUUGAGGCAAUGGAACCUGACAAAACUAACAAGCCUUCCUUAAAAUGUUUACCUGGCAUAAAUCAGGAUGAAGAGUGGAAUGAGAAAGAAUUACAGAAACUUCAUUGUGCUUUUGCAUCUCUUCCAAAGCACAAACCUGGCUUCUGGUCAGAUGUUGCUCUGGUGGUAGGUUCUCGAACUGCUAAAGAAUGCCAGAAGAAAUACAUGGAAGAUCCUCGACGAAAACAAUCUCAGAAAAAUACCGCCAAGAGAAAGCAAGCCAAUCCCAAAGGUGACACAGACAGUGCUAAUAAGACGAAGACUGUUCAGAUAACUGCCAAAGUGGGAACACUUAAAAGGAAGCAACAAAUGAGGGAUUUUCUGGAACAGAUGCCAAAAGAUGACCAUGAUGAUUUUUUCAGUACAACACCUUUGCGUAAUCAAAGAGUACUGUUGCCAAGUUUCUGGGACAGUCAAGAUGGUGAUGACAUUCUGCCAGCUAUGGACAGAAAUCCAGCAACUCCAUCAGUUACCUUUCCAUUGGCAAAAACUCCUCAAUGUCAGCACGUCAGCCCUGGCAUGCUAGCCUCUAUAAAAAGGAAUGAUUGUGAUAAAUAUGUUUCUCGUAUACAAAAAAAUCAUAGGAGUAAUGGUGGCAUUGCCUGGGGCAACAUUAAGAAAAAAAAAGUUGAAACUGUUUCCUCAAGCCCAACAAGAAAAACGCUGUUUAACAGAGAUUUAGGAGAAAACUCUGGUAUUGGAAAACUUUUCACUAAUGCUAUGGAAUCUUUAGAUGAAGAAGAGAAAGAUUAUUAUUUUUCAAACUCUGAUUCUGUGUAGAAAAAUGUGAUUUCCAGGACUUACGAAAAAGCAGAUGGUGUAUUUUUAUCUACAUUUAGAGAGUAUUUAUGUAUUUUCUUUAUGAUGUAGGUUCAUAUGAAAAUGUGGAUUCUUUUUUCAAAGGUUUCAUGUUUGCAAUGCAAAGUAAAAUAUCCCAAAAUAUUCCCCAUUGUUGCAUCUUACCAAAAAUGUAAGGAAAAUUGUUUCAUGCAGACAUUUGUAAAUAUGGUUUGUAAUAUUAAAAUAUAUAGUUAACUCUUACAAGUAUCCAAAUCUGUUUGCUUUAAUAAAACAUGUCCCAAAUAUAUAUUUUUAAAGUUUUCCCAAAAAAUGUUGCUUCCCAAAGUGAGGAGCACAAGGGAGAUGGAAGAGUGGUGGCUACUAAAUUCAUGGAAAUGUUUAGCUUUGUCACCACCAUGUAUUAAAGCCAUAGUUGAUCUGAUGUUUAUUUAAAUCAUAUAUUGUUGAAACUAUGUGACAUGCUUCUCUCCUGAUUGUUUUUCUUGAAACUUGUGAUUGGCCUAUCAAAACUAUAAAUUUAAUUUGUUGCUUCAGUAUUUUAUUAGAUAGAACUAGAGAUCAGAUUUCUGUUGCAUUCUGCAGCCUUUUACAUAUACAAAUAAAGUUUAAAUUUGGUCUCAAUAUUAAAAUGACUAGGCUGGGCAUGGUGACACAUAUCUGUAAUCACAAGUUUGAGCCCAGCCUGAGCUAUAUAGUGAGUUCAAGGCCAAUCUGAGCUACCAGAGCGAGACCCUGUCUUGAAACACUAAAAAAAUAAAAAUAUUAGACAUUCAGUUAAUCGAUCCACUAUUAUAAGGAAACAAGUUAAUGUUAUAGUAAAUACCCUGUCUUUCACUAACAGCUCCUUUAGAAAUAAACUUUUAACUGAUUUUACCAAUUGUUUUUAAAAUUUGACAUAAAAUAUUUUCCCCCUGGUCAUAGUACAUAUUCAUCUAUCCUUUCUAGGUAGAUUGUUCAAAUAAAGUUAGUUUGAUUUUA
This is a messenger RNA of Heterocephalus glaber (naked mole-rat), 4685 nucleotides long. Lineage: Eukaryota; Metazoa; Chordata; Mammalia; Rodentia; Bathyergidae. The record is from RefSeq and is a predicted model, not a curated record.